Messenger RNA from Mugil cephalus (flathead mullet), 3304 nucleotides. RefSeq names its product glutaminase kidney isoform, mitochondrial-like. The coding region runs from base 155 to 2038 and encodes 627 amino acids. The record is from RefSeq and is a predicted model, not a curated record. The transcript is spliced from 18 exons. Gene Ontology annotation, biological process: L-glutamine catabolic process. Lineage: Eukaryota; Metazoa; Chordata; Actinopteri; Mugiliformes; Mugilidae. Gene Ontology annotation, molecular function: protein binding; glutaminase activity.
GGAGGAAAAUUCUCUGCUGCUGCUGUUGAGUCACCACCGGCGAAACAGUUACUCGACAAUCUCAUCCAGAUCUGUCCUCGUAAGGUUCCCAGAUUUAUUCACUCGGUGUUAAAAUAGUCACACCGUCCGGGCAAGUCUUCUCGACGUGGUUGAAAUGUUACAUUUUCGGUCCACGGUAGCGCUCAAGGAGUUAUUUCAAACCCAGCUGAAGCGUCCUUUGACCGGCAGAGUAGCGGCACCGGUACCCGCCGCCUGCUUCAGCUUCAGCUCCAGGUCCCCCGCUGAGGAUGCUAGGUCUCCGGUCAGAAGGAGGCCGUUUUCCGGGUGGAAAGCCCCGCAACACUUCACCAGAAAGCACAGUCUGAGAGGCUUUUGCUCCAAGGGUGACGGACACAAUGAAGUCGCCAAGGAGUCUUCAGCAGAGAAGAGAAGGAAGGCGGGCAUCCUGCCCAGUCUGGAGGACCUGCUUUUCUACACCAUCGCAGAGGGCCAGGAAAAAAUCCCAGCGCACAAAUUCACUACAGCUCUUAAAGCCACAGGGCUUCGUACAGGGGACCCUCGGCUCAAAGAAUGCAUGGAGAUGCUGAAGGUGACGCUGAAGACGACCUCCGAUGGAGCUCUGGACCGACACCUCUUCAAAAAGUGCGUCCAGAGCAACAUCGUCCUGCUGACCCAGGCCUUCAGGAAGAAGUUCGUCAUUCCAGACUUCCAGUCGUUCUCCGCCCACAUUGACGAGCUCUAUGAAAACGCCAAAAACAUGCCGGGAGGACAGGUGGCAGACUACAUCCCCCAGCUGGCCCGGUUCAGCCCGGACCUGUGGGCCGUCGCCCUCUGCACCGUCGAUGGACAGAGGCACACCGUCGGCGACACCAAAGUCCCGUUCUGCCUCCAGUCGUGCGUGAAGCCGCUGAAAUACGCCAUCGCCGUCCACGACCACGGCACCGAGUACGUGCACCGCUUCAUCGGCAAAGAGCCCAGCGGCCUGAGGUUCAACAAGCUCUUCCUGAACGAGGACGAUAAACCCCACAACCCCAUGGUUAACGCCGGAGCCAUCGUCUGCACCUCCCUCAUUAAGCAAGGAGCGAGCAACGCUGAGAAGUUUGAUUAUGUCAUGAACUUCAUGAACAAACUGGCAGGAAACGAGUACGUGGGCUUCAGCAACGCAACUUUCCAGUCGGAGCGAGAGUCCGGAGACAGAAACUUUGCCAUCGGCUACUACCUGAAGGAGAAGAAGUGUUUCCCAGAGGGGACGGACAUGACGUCCAUCCUGGACUUCUACUUCCAGCUGUGCUCCAUCGAGGUGACCUGUGAGAGCGCCAGCGUCAUGGCGGCGACUCUGGCCAACGGCGGCUUCUGUCCAAUCACAGGCGAGCGUGUGCUGAGCCCCGAGGCCGUGAGGAACACCCUGAGCCUGAUGCACUCCUGCGGCAUGUACGACUUCUCGGGACAGUUCGCUUUCCACGUGGGUCUACCGGCGAAGUCUGGAGUCGCUGGUGGGAUUCUGCUGGUGGUUCCCAACGUGAUGGGCAUCAUGUGCUGGUCUCCUCCACUCGACAAGCUGGGCAACAGCGUCCGAGGCAUCCAGUUCUGCACGGACCUGGUGUCUCUCUGCAACUUCCACAACUACGAUAAUCUGAGGCACUUCGCCAAGAAGCUGGAUCCUCGCAGGGAAGGAGGCGACCAGAGGGUGAAGUCUGUGAUCAACCUGCUGUUUGCUGCUUACACCGGAGACGUGUCGGCCCUGAGGAGGUUUGCGUUGUCCUCCAUGGACAUGGAGCAGAGGGACUACGACUCUCGGACGGCUCUGCACGUGGCGGCCGCUGAAGGACACGCUGAGGUGGUUCGCUUCCUGCUGGAGGCCUGUAAGGUCAACCCAGUCCCCAAAGACCGGUGGGGGAACACGCCGAUGGACGAGGCGGUGCACUUCGGCCACCACGACGUCGUGACCAUCCUCCGCGAUCACCACAACAAGUACAGCCCUCAGGAAAGCAGCGAGGACAAGCAGAGCGCAGAGAAGAACCUGGACGGGAUGCUCUGACCGGGACCAGCAACUCAGGUCGGAGACAAACAAUCAGCAACUGCACCUAGAAAACACUAAAUCAGAAACUGUACAGUGAAGAUAGACAGAAAUCCCCUAAACGUCCUCCUCGGUGCUGGGCAGCCGCACCUCCACUGUAAGAACUGCUCAUCAUGUUAGUAGAUGUUGUUGGGUUUUGUACUAUCUCACGGUCUCUGUUUUUAUUUCCACUCCUCCUCCUGUGUGUUGUCGGAGGUGAGCAGCUGCAGCGUAAAGUGAUGGACUCGUCAUCUCACGUUUUUAUUCUGUACAAAACGGUUUAAAACCUUCCUCACGUCUUCAUCAUCUCAACAUGGUGGAAUGUAUCUUCUCCCAAACACUUCAAUGUGUGUGUGUGUGUGUGUGAUAUUUAUUGAUGUAUUUAAGAUGUGCAUUCAUGUUACGAGCGCGUGUCUGAGGAGCGGUGAGAAGAAACUGGUGAAGAGUCGGAGGAAGAAACUGUGGAAACUGUCAGUAUUUUAAUUAUUAUUAUUAUUAUCUGUUAAAUAUUCAACUUUUAAACGGUUUCUGUUUGUUUUCUAAAUGACAUUUUUGUUGUUUUCCCAUAAAACCGCUCUUUACUUUAAUACUUUCAUUGUUCUGUUUCUAUUUUUUGUUUUUUAAAGUAAUGAAAUAUUGUCCACUAAAAGAGUUUCUACAUAUCCGACGCUCCCACAGAAAGACUGAACUGUUGAAUGACCAGAAAAGGAAGUUUCCGUUUUCACUUUAAGUUCGAGACGUUACAGCAGAAAAUGACAGCGAAUACAUUUCAUCACUGACAUAAAAAUGUCACUAAAGUAAAAAAUCUGGAGUAUUUUGUCUUUACAAACAACGUUUCAGCUCAGCUCAUAAAAAGUCUGUUUGUUUGUUUCCUCGUCGAGUCAUUUGCUGCUGUAACCAGCGAAAGGUGUGAAUGUUAGCGUCAGAUGCAGCUUUAUGAUGCAGGCAGAUUGUUUUCAUGUCAUACUUGAAGAGUUGUGCAGAUGCUUAGUUUCUCCACAUGUUUUGUGUUUGUUUGGAUGUUUCUGCUCAAACUGAACUCCUCCUCAGGCUGAGAGUCACUUUGUCCAGAGAAAGAAGCACAAAGCUGAAGCAGUGAUUGCAGGUUUGACUCAUGUCGGUCAAAUCAAGUUUGUGACUAAAUGCAAAAUGUUUGUUGUCAUCGUUUCUUCUUCAUGUGUAUUUAUGCUGAGCGUCACAGGACGUUCACAUAUUUAUCGGCAGGUUUAAUAAAAGUCAGAAACACCA